This is a messenger RNA of Polyodon spathula (Mississippi paddlefish), 4650 nucleotides long. RefSeq names its product protein FAM8A1-like. NCBI's taxonomy places the organism in Eukaryota, Metazoa, Chordata, Actinopteri, Acipenseriformes, Polyodontidae. Bases 26 to 1072 code for a protein of 348 amino acids. The transcript is spliced from 5 exons. The record is from RefSeq and is a predicted model, not a curated record.
GUGUAAUACUUGCUCCAGUCUCAUCAUGGCCGACUUGGGAGGAGGUAUAGAUGAGUUAUCUGCGUCAAACGCUAUGGAUAAAACCAAUAUAACUGCUCCAAAACACAGGACUGGGACAGACAUGACCGUCACAAAAACAAGGAACAGCGGUCAUGAUUCGGAAAGUAAAGAAGGCCCGGACAGUCAGACGACCGCCUCGGAAUACUGCGGGAAGGUGCAGGAGUGGAUGUGGCAGUACUACUGGUAUAUGAACUGGCAAAACUGGAUGGCGAUGUCUAUUUCCCCCUUUCCUCCUUGUUAUUCUUCGUACCCAGCAGCAACCCAGAACGGGGCCACGCCAGCUGGGCAAGUUGGUCAAUCUGUCCAGGAUGUUCGGGUUUGGUAUAAUAAUAAUAUCAAUCAGUUCCCCUUUCCUGUCCCACCUUAUUUUGUGCCUCUCCCGGUUGCAGACGCUGGUGCUCAGGGACAGGUAGCUGCUGGAACAACUCCCGGGUCUGCAAGACCAGUGCAGCAGCUACAUGGCAAUGUACAGCAAGCAGGUCGCGAAUAUACAAUUCCCUCACCUUUACACAGAUUCAUAGCUGAAAUAGUAGACUUCUUCAUCCUUUUCUUCAUAAAGGCAUCCAUUGUUUUAAGCAUCAUGCACUUCAGUGGAAUGAAGGACAUUUCCAAGUUUGCCAUGAAUUACAUUGUUGAAGAAAUCGAUGAAGACACUUCCAUGGAAGAGUUGCAGAAAAUGAUGAUAGUAGCUCUGGUCUACAGGGUGUUAGUUUGCUGUUAUGAGAUAAUUUGCAUCUGGGGAGCAGGCGGGGCUACUCCAGGCAAGUUUCUGCUUGGCCUUCGGGUUGUCACUUGUGACACGUCGGUGCUUGUCCGGCCAGACCGGGUGCUUGUAAUGCCUGCAUCAAAUGUCAGCCUGUCGGCGUCUACGGUGCGAGCGCUGAACAAAAACUUCUCCAUUGCCUUCUUCUUUCCUGCUUUCAUCACGCUACUGUUUUUCCAGCACAACCGAACUGUCUACGACAUUGUGGCUGGGACGAUCGUGGUGAAACGAAAUGGGACCAGACGAUGAGAUAUGGAUCCGUCUGUUAAGCUAGUGAGGUUUAUGGUACCCCCACCAGUUCUGUAAUUCAAUAUGGACAGCAACCUGUAGGAGGAGAAGAGGAAGGCCCUGAAAAAAAAUGCUGAAAAAGUAACAAAAAAAAGAAAGAAAAUAAUUUAGAGUAACAGAGAUGACAUCCUUUUGAGACUGAAGAGAUGAUUUGAUGCUAAUUUAGAUGCAGUGCCUAAAUGGAAUAAUGUUGCUGCUGCUCCUUCAGAAUCUGCUCAUUCUCUUUUUUUUUUUUCCAAGAAAUUGUAUUUCACAUUUUAAUCUUUACUGCCUUUAAUAUGAUUGAAUUGCAUACAAGAUAUAUAAUCUGCACUUCCCUGUCACCAUCAGUUUAAUUUGUGAUGGGCAAAACAGGCAGUUGUCAGGUUCUUUUGUAUCCAAUACAACACAAAUUCAUAUUUUCCAAAGAACAUUCUCAAGAACUUGCUUUGCUGCAGUUUUACAUCCCUAACUUCCCUUUUGAGAGACUUGAUGUUGUGCUCAGUGACAGAUGGUCAUGAAUACAUCCAGAACGAAUGAAACCCCUAGCAGACUUGACACACUGAGUUAGUCACUGACUUGCAGUCCUUGGGGCAGUUGUAUGUCUGGUUUCUAGCUUAUUGUUCAAAGCUUGUUUGUCUACAGCACGCAGUAAUACCUGAAGUGGAUCAAACUGUUAUAGAAUUGCCAAGUUCUACGUCACAGUAGCAAAACCAUUGUGAAAGAGGCCCUGUGGUACGCUAGUGAUGCCUAAGAAGGCUUUAAAGAAGCUUAAAGAGCAGCAUUUCAGAUUUUGUAAAGUGUGCUCUAACAUGCAGCGGUUUAAAGUGUUAAAUCAACUAAGAAACGGUGCAGGUACAACUUGGGACAGAGUAGUUGUUUAUUUCCUGAUACAAUAGUUUUAUAAUGUUUUGGUUUAAAGAAAGAAAGAAAAAAAUCAGUGAUAUCCUAAUUUGGUCUCUUGAUAAUUUUUCUCUGUUAUAAAGUGUCUUGUAAUUUACAAGCCAUUCGCUUUGAGUGCUACACACACUUGGUAAGAUUUACUGUUGUAUGGGAUUGUGGUACUUGCAGGUGUUGAUACAGGGGAGCAGUGUUUAAUUUAAAUCUGCAUCCCCAUUCUAACUAUUAGUAAUUUGAGUUAGUUAUUUUGAUUCUUCAGUGAAAAACAGUUUCAGCCUGUAACCGAAAUAGGGCAAAUCAAAAUGCAAGCAGUUAGAAAGAAAACGUUUAAACCAGCCAUAAGACUGAAGUUGGUUUCAGAGAUCUUCAAAUUCUGAGCCAUCGGUGUUGCAUGUAGUCUUCCAUUUUUGGAACAGGCUUUUAAUGAAAUGCAUGUCUGUGAUUGCUGUUGCUGGAGAUGUGCAAACAGAACGCAUAUGAUCAGAACAUGACAAUCCAAGGCAGAGGAAAUGUAGCGUAAGAAUAGAAUUGCACAGAAUUGUUAUUCUUUAGAUACCAGUUUGAGUGUUGUAUAUUUUUAAAUAUUAGGAUAUCUUUAAUGACAAGGCAGCUUGUUUAAUUUUAGAUUGCGUUUGCAAUAUUUUGGGUCUGUCUAAAACAAAACUCAGUUUUGAUUACAAGUUGGUAUUUGAAUAGAAAUUGCUUGUGUGAUGUAUUCAUUGUCGAUUUUUAAAGAAUUGUUCUAAGUAAAUAAAUCUAAUCUGACUUAAAUUAAUUAUAACAAAGUUAUAUCCUACAAUAUAGAACAGUUCUAUUUCCAGACACCUAAAGUAUUUUGGUGAAACAAUUGUCUUUGUGAUAGUGAUUUCCUAAAACAUUAUUUUAAUGAUGAUGUUUUACAGAAUUUAAUUAUAGUAAAUAAGCUGUUGCAUUUGUUUCAGUACUGAUCAUGUUAUAUUUUUCGAUGGUCUUUUGAUUUCAGUAACAGCAAAUACCCAAAUCAUGUUUUUGAACAAUUGACGCUUAUUAUUUUUGCCAUUACCCAAGAGGCAUCAGCUACUACAUUGCUUUUAUUAAUCUUGUAUAUAUAAUUUGUAUUCAUUGCUUGUGAUGGCCUGUUCACUAAAGAGCCACAAAAAAUGAUUAUUUUCUCUUUAAAGUUUAGCAGUACACAACUUUCCAUUUAUAAGCAAGUAAUGUGAAACUCAGUGUAAUUAAAAGUAAAUGUCCUGCAUGUGCUUUCGGUGCAAUGCAGAGAGCAUCGUGUUUAUAUUAGCUAUGUGCUUUACUCUGGAGUUAAGCAGACACAGUGCUGCUGUUACUGUAACAGACUAAAGAAUGUCCACACAGCAGAAAGACUGCAAAACUUACAAAUCUGGGGUAAAAAAAACAAAACCUUAAGAUAUGCAAAAAUGACCUGUUUUACAAACGUGUAAAAUAGCUUUCUACAAACCUUUUGAUAAUUGCAGCAGUGAUUUGUCACAGAGACAUGGUAGAGCUACAGGGCUAGGUUAGUUUCAGCAUUGUACUGUACAGUAUAUGCAAACCAUUAGACGUACAUUUAGCUUUUGAAGCAUAACAGGAUUGAACACCAGUCGGGAUAACUUGUCAAGCUUUAAAUAAAACUCAGCCAUUCAAUGUUAGAAUUUCAAUUUUUUUUCUGAAGCUUAUUAGAAAUGAACUAAACUGAAGCUUUAGAUCUGAACAUUGAUCAAAUGUCAUUAUGGCUUUGUCAUAAUACAUUUAAAAGAUGAAGCUUGAUUUGCUUCUGUUAAUUUAACAAAGUGGAAAAGCGGCAGUCCUGUAGUAAACAUAAUAUGACCAAACAUUCACAGUUAACACAGUGAGGUAUAUUCAAUGCAUCUGCAGUGGGAGAUUUAAGUGCUAAAUUAGGAUCAAACCAGUAAUUUGACUGACUUUUAAAAACAAACAUACACUUAAGAGGUUCAUGCACACUAUUACAGGUGUUGGUUUUAUCAAAACUCAUUGUUUUAAUGAAUUAAACAACUGCAGUAUUUAGAUUCAUCACCAUUCAGAUCAAUUUAAUAAACUCCAAUAUGUAGUCUAAAAACAAAAAACCUGGUCAUCUUUGUUAAGUAGUUUAUUUUAACAGAGCAUAUUGACUUUUCUUUUUAUUAUUUCAAAACAGCAUAAAGCUAAAGCAUGGGAGAGGUUUAUACAAGAACUGCUUCAAAUACAGAGUACAUCAGCUACCUAGCUUUCAUGUAUUUUGUAUUCAAUUGUAGAAGUAAACUAAGUUCUGGAUUUGAGCUGGACAUGUUGUAUCUAUAUAUCUAUGUAUAUAUAUAUAUAUAUUUUUUUUCAGGAAUAAAAACUCAGACCAGCAGCACAAUGUUUAUAUUGGACAGCCUAAUACAGUAUGAUGAUAUUCAAACUGCAUGCAUUGCAAUAAUCUGUAUCAUGAAAAAUUAACAAAUGUGUUUUUGAAUCCUGUCAGAAAAUACAGUAUUACUUACAGUAUUACUAUGUUUUAAAUUUAAAUUCAAUUUGUGGUAUUUUAUGAAAUAUUAAAGCAUAUGUUAACACUGUGACUGCCUUUUUUUAUUUACUGGCACUCAAUUAGUUGGAGAUUACAACAAUUAAAAGUUUGAAACUUAUGUUAAUAUUUAUUGCAAUUAAAGUUGAAUUUAAAUCCACAA